ACUCUGGGAAGGCGGGGGCAUCUGAGAAAGGAGAGAAGACUGCAGACCUAGAGUGGGGAGAACAAAAAGUCAGAAGGAAGGGGAAGACGGAGGAGGGCACACAGACGCAGAGGAAAAGAAAGGGCAAACGAGUAAACCUGGGUGGGAAGAAGACACUUAGGAGAGGAGAGAGGCAGAGAUGAAGCUCCAGGGGUCCCUGGCCUGCCUCCUGCUGGCCCUGUGCCUGGGCAGUGGGGAGGCUGGCCCAUUGGUGGACAGAGGGAAGAGUGAGGGAACAGAUGCUGGGGAGAUCGCUGGACACAUGGUGGGAGAAGCCAUUGGAGAGGGGCUGGGGGAAGCUGUUGGAGAGGGUCUGGGAGAAGCCUUCGGAGGCAAGUCGGGAGAAGCCAACAGCCACAGAAUCUCUGAGGUCCCUGGCCAUGAGGCGGGAGGUGCUGCCGCCCAUGGCCUUGGGGAAGGAGCCCGGGCUCUUGGAAACACUGGCAGACAGGUUGAGGGUAUCAUUCAACAUGGAGCAGAUGCUGCCCACAGCUCCAGGCAGGGGAUGCCUGGCGGCAACAGUGCUUGGGGAACCAACGGCCAGCCCCCAGCUGAUGGCCAUGGCAUCUCUGGCUCUCAGGGCAAUCCUGGAGGUCCAGGGACUCCCUGGGACCAGGUAUACGCUGGGGGCUCAGGUGGCAGCUUUGGAACCAACUCUCAAGGAGGCUCCUGGGGCCAAGGAGGCCAUGGAGGGCCAUUCAACUUGGGGACCAACACUCAGGGAGCUGUUGUCCAACCUGGUUAUGGGUCAGUGAGAGGCAGCAACAACCCAAAUAAAGAGUGCACCAACCCCCCGCCAUCUGGCUCAGGUGGAAGCUCCAGCCACUCUGGGGGAAGCAGCGGCAGUGGCAGCAGUGGCAGCAGUGGUAGUGGUAGCAGCAGUGGCAGUGGCAGCAGCAGUGGUGGCAGCAGUGGCAGCGGCGGCAGUGGCAGCAGCGGCAGUGGCAGUGGCAGUGGUGGCAGCAGUGGCCAUGGUGGCAGCAGUGGCAGUGGUGGCAGCAGCAGUUCUGGGCCCAGCUGGGACCAACCCCUGGAAAACUCCAGGAAUUUUGAUCAAGGGGUCUACACGGGCUCCCAGGGAUACAGCACCAGCUCAGGUAGCAGAGGUGGAAGUGGUGGUGGAAACAAACCCGAGUGUAACAACCCAGGGAAUGAAGUCCGUGAGUCCGGAGCAUCUGGGAGUCAGGGGCAAGGGUCCAGCGGAGCAGGUGAAGAUGUCAGUGGAAUCAACAGCUUGAACUCUCCGACAACUCCUGGGCCCUUCAACUUCGAAGCUUUCUGGAAGAAUUUUAAAUCCAAGCUGGGUUUCAUUAAUUGGGAUGCCAUAAACAAGGGCCAAGUCCCAGCCCCCAGCACUCGCGCCCUCCUCUACUUCAGCCGACUCUGGGAGGACUUCAAACACUACACUCCUUUCUUGAACUGGAAAGCAAUUCUUCAGGGUGCUGAGGCGUCCUCGUCGCUCCAGAAGAGGGCAGGCGGCGCUGGCCAGCCUGGCGCAGGAUGGCAAGACGUGGUACCUGUAACUUCUAAGAACAACUAUAACCAGCAGGCACACCCUAACGCCUCUGGCGGGCAGUACGCAGCCAAGAUCCCGGCUAAGGGGGGAGUCACGCCGUCUUCCUCGGCGUCCCGGGUGCAGCCUGGCCUGCUUCAGUGGGUGAAGUUUUGGUAGAAAAUCACUUCCAAUAGCGACUGAGGCCCUGAAAAACAUCAAUCACCAGCUCUUGGUCUGGGUGCUGCCACCUGCUUUUUCUAGCCUGGGGGGCCUGUCUGUCCUGUUUCCUACCCCCUACUGUGGGGUCUCCUUGACCACCAGCCUCAUCGGAUACACCAGGCAUUUCUUCACCUGCUCCAUUUUGUGACCUCAGGUCACCACGCCAGACAUUCAGGAGAAGCAGCCUACUUUAGAGUUUCUCUGUGGAAAUAAAAUAUGAAUCUUGUUUCCCUAA
This is a messenger RNA of Camelus dromedarius (Arabian camel), 1988 nucleotides long. It is a transcript of the gene DMKN, whose product is annotated as dermokine. Gene Ontology annotation, biological process: cornified envelope assembly. The coding region runs from base 179 to 1711 and encodes 510 amino acids. The record is from RefSeq and is a predicted model, not a curated record. Lineage: Eukaryota; Metazoa; Chordata; Mammalia; Artiodactyla; Camelidae. The transcript is spliced from 19 exons.